GUCCAUGAUGCUAGAACUUGAUCCAAGUUUUAGUUCCGUCGGUUCCGUCCAAAUAUUUUUUACGUCCACGUUACAAAGUAAUCGAAAAGUGAAAUUCUGGAGACGACCUUUUAUCUUAUAUUCCUCUGCUACUUGUCCGAAGUGUAAGGAGCAAAUAUCCUGUCUGAUGUAGAAAUUGAUACAGAUGGACUAGCAAUAAUAUUUUUCACGCAAGUGCAGAAACGAUGGCUGAUAGGUCAUAGUUCGUUUUGACUGCGAGUGCCGACCUGUAAACACCAACCUGUGUGCUGAGCGAAUAUUCUGCAUCUGUCUGUUACUGCUUAACGCUAUUUGCAAAGUGAUGAACAAAUAAAUGAUACGAACUAGACGAGCAAACGAAAUUGAACUAAUUGAAGAGGCAUAUAACAAUGGCCGAGACAGAUGUGUAUAAUUGCAUGAAGAUCCAAAGCAAGCCUUACAGUGUGAAUGACAUAGUCACGAAUUUGUAUAACAAGUACAACAAAAGUGCGGUUGAAAAGGCUCUAAAUAAAUUGGUGUCGGAUGGGAAGGUGCUCGAAAAGGUCUACGGCAAACAGAAGAUAUAUUGCGUCGUCCAAGAAUCGACACAUGACGUUUACGAGUUCAUGAGGAUCGAGAAGGAGCUAGAGAGUCAUGCCAAUGACUUUGAGAAUAAAUAUCGGGAAGUCGCGAAAGAGGUGAAGGAACAGGAGGCACUUUUAGCCUCUCUGAAGUCGACUUUGACGUUGGAAGAGGCACAAAAGGAGAAGGAUACUCUGCAACAAAGCGUGAGACAGUUGACACAUAAAUUGGACGAGUUGAUGGAGUCGGACGUUUCCAUCGAGGAUUUGCAAAAGUCUAAACGAAAGGCGCAGGACAAUCUAGAUAAAUACAAGCGCGAAUAUUUAAAGAGGAAAAAAAUGUGCGUUGAAAUAAUAGACUGCAUUCUGCAAAAUUUUUCUGGCAGCAAAGAUGAAUUGUACGAGGAAAUAGGUAUAGAUUCAACAACUGUGCCAUAAUCAGCGGUAGCUCGUCGUUCUCUAAUCGUUGCAAUUAUUGUAUUAUUUUUAUUCUUUGUCCUAAACCAACGGCAUACUAUUUUUCCUACUGGACUGCUUACGAGAGUCAAUCAGGAUUUAGUCUAAAGUUAUCCGAUUUAAAACUUGUUGGUUCUCGUAAGCGUCCUUGUGAAAAAGUAACGAAAUAAUUACUAGAAAAUGAUUGUAUAUCAGUA
Molecule: messenger RNA, 1231 nt
Organism: Vollenhovia emeryi
Lineage: Eukaryota; Metazoa; Arthropoda; Insecta; Hymenoptera; Formicidae
Product: homologous-pairing protein 2 homolog
Exons: 4
Coding region: 408-1016 (202 amino acids)
Biological process (GO): meiotic joint molecule formation; homologous chromosome pairing at meiosis; meiotic strand invasion involved in reciprocal meiotic recombination
Cellular component (GO): condensed nuclear chromosome; DNA recombinase auxiliary factor complex
Molecular function (GO): double-stranded DNA binding; recombinase activator activity
Source: RefSeq, a predicted model, not a curated record